Messenger RNA from Hipposideros armiger (great roundleaf bat), 2493 nucleotides. Its product is annotated as ectonucleoside triphosphate diphosphohydrolase 2-like. Gene Ontology annotation, biological process: nucleoside diphosphate catabolic process. The transcript is spliced from 9 exons. The coding region runs from base 261 to 2087 and encodes 608 amino acids. Gene Ontology annotation, molecular function: ribonucleoside triphosphate phosphatase activity; UDP phosphatase activity; GDP phosphatase activity. The record is from RefSeq and is a predicted model, not a curated record. Gene Ontology annotation, cellular component: plasma membrane. Lineage: Eukaryota; Metazoa; Chordata; Mammalia; Chiroptera; Hipposideridae.
GGCAGUGCCUCCUGUCCUCAGGAGCGGGCAGGAGCAGCAGUGCUCUCCAGCCGCAUGACACUCUGAACGAGCCUGCCCCAGAGCCAGCCCAGCCCAGCCCAGGCCAGCCCCAUGCCAGACCUCCUGCCGCCUUCCCCAAAGCCACGCCACGACCCCUCCAGGAGAAGCCUGGGGGUUCUCUAGGUCCUGCCCUAGUGGAACCCCCAGUGUCCAGACGCUAGUAGGCCAUCCCUUUGGGUCACAGGGACAGGUCAGAGGGGAUGAGUGUUGGGGGUGAGUGGACAGGAAGGAGGAGAGUAGGCAAUUGUCUUAGGGUGCCGGAGCCGCGACCUGGGAGCUGGGAAGGCAGAGUGACUCAGGGCCGCGACCUGGGAGGGCAGAAUGACUCAUCGCAGUAUCUCUGUCACCUGCGAUCGCUGGAGCCUGCCCUGGAGGGCGGUGGGCGGGGCGGCCCGCCAGUGGGCGGGGCCAGCAGUGGCCGGUGCCGGUCUGGGCCCCGCCCCGGGCGCCUAUCCCGCGGCCGGGACCUCGGCCUCCCGGCUCCCCGCCACCCCUCCGUCAGCACCUCGUCUGUCCGCGCGCCACCGAUGGCCAGGAACGUGUUGCUGCUGCUGCCGCCGUUGCUGCUGGCCGCGGCGGGCCUCACCGGCCUCCUGCUGCUGUGUGUCUCCACCCGCGACGUCCGGGAGCCGCCCACGCUCAAGUAUGGCAUCGUCCUGGACGCUGGCUCUUCCCACACGUCCAUGUUCAUCUACAAGUGGCCGGCGGACAAGGAGAACGACACUGGCAUUGUGGGCCAGCACAGCUCCUGUCACGUGCGCGGUAGUGGCAUCUCCAGCUAUGCAGACAACCCUUCCGGGGCUGGCCAGAGUCUUGCUGAAUGCCUGGACCAGGCACUCCGGGAUGUGCCCAAGAACAGACACGUGGGCACGCCCCUCUACCUGGGAGCCACCGCAGGCAUGCGCCUGCUCAACCUCACCAGUCCAGAGGCCUCGGCCAGCGUGCUUGCAGCUGUGACACGGAAGCUGAGCCAAUACCCCUUUGACUUCCGUGGUGCCCGCAUCCUCUCAGGCCAGGAAGAGGGGGUGUUUGGCUGGGUGACUGCCAACUACCUGCUGGAGAACUUCAUCAAGUAUGACUGGGCAGGCCGGUGGUUCCGGCCAAGGAAGGGGACCCUGGGGGCCAUGGACCUGGGGGGCGCCUCCACACAGAUCACCUUCGAGACAGCCAGUCCCGCUGAGGAUCCAUCCAAUGAGGUCCAGCUGAGGCUCUACGGCCAGCACUACCGCGUCUACACCCACAGCUUCCUCUGCUACGGCCGUGACCAGGUCCUCCAGAGGCUGCUGGCCAGUGUACUGCAGGCCCACAAGCAGACCCACAGCUCCCACCCCUGCUGGCCAAAGGGCUAUUCCACCCAAGUGGCGCUCCGAGACGUGUUUGAGUCACCAUGCACCGCAGGCCAGAGGCCCCAGACCUUCCACAGCAGCGACAGGGUCCACCUGUCGGGGAGCAGCAACCCUGCCCUCUGCCGCAGUCUCGUCUUGGGGCUCUUCAACAUCUCCUCCUGCCGCUUCUCCCGGUGCUCCUUCAACGGCGUCUUCCAGCCCCCUGUGGCUGGGAACUUCAUUGGCUUCUCUGCUUUCUUCUACACCGUGGACUUCCUGAGGACUGUGAUGGGGCUGCCUGUGACAACCAUAGAGCAGCUGGAGGCCGCCGUGGUCACCCUUUGCAACCAGGCAUGGAGUGAGCUGCAGGCUCGGGCGCCGGAUCAGGGAGACCGCCUGCCCCACUACUGCGCCGGGGCCAUGUUCGUGCAGCAGCUGCUGAGCCGGGGCUACGGUUUCGACCAGCGCACCUUUGGCGGGGUGACCUUUCAGAAGAAGGCCGGGGACACCGCGGUCGGCUGGGCGCUCGGUUACAUGCUGAACCUGACCAACCUGAUCCCCGCCGAGCCGUCGAGGCUGCUCAAGGGCACCGACUUCAGCUCUUGGGUCGUCCUCCUCCUGCUCUUCGCGGCCUUGCUCCUGGCCGCGCUUGUCCUGCUGCUGUGCCAGGCGCGCUCCACCAAGUCGCCGAGCGCCAUCUAGGGACGGGCUUGGGGCAGCUACCCCAACCCCAUAUUCUCCCAUCCCUCCCUCCACCAAACGUUCCUCAGCCUCUCUGUCCCUAAUGCAGCCCCGAAACCGAGACCGGAUUCUAGCGCCAUGCCCCAAAGGGGGCCCAGGUGGGCGAAGGGAACCGAAAACAGCGGUUCCAGCCCCCUCCAACCUGGGCUCCGUCUCAAAGCCUCGUGCUCUUCCUCGUCCUACUGGGGCUGGGCGGUUCGGACACCCCUCAGUCCUCAGCCUGUGACUGCAGGGCUGGGUCUCCAGGAAGUGGAGCCUUUACUGUGAUAAUCAGGGCCCUCAGAGACGCCCACCACCAUCCGGGUCUGUUUUAGGGGGCGGGCCGACGCCUACUUGUAGAAUUUUGUAAUAAAGAGUUUUUCCUAGA